AUGGCUUGGAGGAGUCACGGAGUUACCAAUACAGAUUUGGUUAACAAUUUACGUAAAAAUGGAAUAAUUAAAUCUGAAAGUGUUGCAAGAGCUAUGUUAGCUGUCGACCGAAAGAAAUAUUGUCCUUAUGCACCUUACCAUGAUUCACCACAGUCUAUUGGAUUUUCAGCUACAAUCAGUGCUCCACACAUGCAUGCUCAUGCACUUGAAAGGUUGAAAAAUCAAUUAGUUCCUGGUGAGAAAGCAUUAGAUGUUGGCUCUGGUUCUGGUUAUCUUACAGCAUGUAUGGCUAUAAUGGUGGGUGAAACUGGACGCGUUGUUGGUAUUGAACACAUACCAGAACUUGUAACACUUGCCCAAAAAAAUAUUGAAAGUGAUCAGAAAUUAUUAUUAACAUCUGAAAGAGUCAAGCUUAUAGUUGGUGAUGGUCGUCUGGGAUACCCAUCUGAAGCUCCAUUUAAUGCAAUUCAUGUUGGAGCUGCUGCUCCUACCUUGCCUCAAGCAUUAGUGGAGCAACUUAAGCCUGGAGGAAGACUUAUUGUACCUGUGGGACCUGAAGGUGGAGAACAACAUUUGACCCAGGUCGACAAGGCAGAAGAUGGCACUACUACUGUUAAGAAGUUAAUGAGUGUAAUCUAUGUACCGCUUACCGACAAGGAACACCAAUACCGUUCUUGGCAUUAA
This is a messenger RNA of Arctia plantaginis, 684 nucleotides long. The record is from the annotation of a GenBank genome assembly. NCBI's taxonomy places the organism in Eukaryota, Metazoa, Arthropoda, Insecta, Lepidoptera, Erebidae.